Molecule: messenger RNA, 2619 nt
Organism: Acanthopagrus latus (yellowfin seabream)
Lineage: Eukaryota; Metazoa; Chordata; Actinopteri; Spariformes; Sparidae
Gene: cdv3
Product: carnitine deficiency-associated gene expressed in ventricle 3
Exons: 5
Coding region: 249-950 (233 amino acids)
Cellular component (GO): cytoplasm
Source: RefSeq, a predicted model, not a curated record
CUUCCGGGUCACGGUACAGAUUUGUCAAAUAGCCCGUGCAUGGCAUGGUUGACAGGGUAGCUAACGUUCCAGUCAGGGAUCCAGGGUGGACAUUUUUUAUCAGCCUGUACCAGACGUUAAACCGUCACUUUAAGGAGAAACUCCAUCUUCUCGGACCGUCUACAUAACUGUUCCCUUAUUUCUCGGGAGAAAAUUUUCACAUUUGUCAUUGCUCGGUUAGCUCAACUAGUUAACGUUGCUCUUUGAAAAUGGCGGAUGUACCUACAGAGAAGAGCCUGGACGAUUUCUUUGCCAAGCGGGAUAAAAAGAAGAAGAAAGAGAAAGGAAAGGGAAAGGAGUCCGCCGCCGGGCCCACGUCGAUGGUGGUGAAGAAAACCAAGAGGGAGAAAGAAAAAUCGGCGAAAAACGAGAAUCAAGACACGCAGAUUGAAAAGGAGGACGAGGAAUGGAAAGAGUUUGAGCAGAAAGAAGUGGACUACAGUGGGCUUCGUCUCCAAGCUCUACAGAUAAGUGAUGAGAAAGAGGAAGAAGAAUAUGAGAAGGAGGAGGUUGGCGAGGAUGGAGAGAUCAUUCUGGUCAGCGGAGACAAAGUGUCCGGUCCCUGGAACAAGUCUGGAGCAGCUCCGCCUCCUGCUGCUGCUGCCGCUGCACCCGUUGUGGAGGAGGAAGAGGUGCCUGAAUCGAAGCCUGCUGGGGUAUAUCGCCCUCCAGGGGCUCGGCUGACCACCACCAAACGAGUGCACACCCAGGGGCCUCCUGAGAUCUUCAGUGACACACAGUUCCCAUCUCUACUGGCCACCGCCAAGCACGUGGAGACACGCAAGGACAGAGAAAUGGAGAAGACCUUUGAGGUUGUGAAACACAGGAAUCGUGGCAGAGAGGAGAGCAGUGGAGCUUCUAUGCAGCAGUUGCAGCUUGAUAACCAGUACGCCAUCCUGGGGGAUAAGUAGAGCUGCUCCCCUCCAUCCCCUGGCCCCUUCAGCACCGUCCGGCCCAGCCCCUCGAAGGAAGCUGAACUCCAGCUGUGUUGACUGCAGUCCUGCCGCCAUCUCACACACACAUGCACGCACACACACAUAGACACACACGCACUAUUGCAGCACAUACAGUGACACUCCCUCUGAAUAAAUCAGCUACACACUUUACAUACACUUGGUCGGCAAAACUGAAGGACUGCAGCUGAAGGGGCUGUUGAAAGAGGGAGCAAUUGAAAAGGAAUUAGCAAAAUACACCCAAACGUACAACACUGCAGCAGCAACAAAAGACAACUUAGUUGUCCUUUGUGGAUUGUGCUCAGAGCAGCAGUUGUGUGGCGCAACUUUUCUCUGGACUUCAACUUGCUUCGAUAAAGCCACAGAGGAUCGAAGAUAACUUUAGGCAAGAUGAUUUUACAAACUUCUGUGAAAAUAUCUAUUUUUUUGCAAGAUCGUUAUAACCCAAUCGCACUUGGUAUUUUGGGGUGGUUUUUGAGUUGCGGUUGGGGCUUUCGUGAGUGGGGGAUACUACCUCAGCGAUAUAGCUGGUGGUGACGAUGUGGACUGAGCUUCUUCUUCUUUUUCCUCUCUCUCUCUCUGCUGUGGUGGUGAACGGGGCAAACACCAAUCCUCCCCAUGUACAAGCUGGCCACCAGGCUCUUUAAUUUAGAAACUUGAAGCUUUGUUUUUUCUUUUUUUCUUCAUGUUGAUGACACUCUGCAAAGAUCUAUGGACAAGAAGCGAUAGGUUGUGGUCCUCAUUUAGAAUUUCUAUAUAAAGUGGCCUUACUGAUAGAGAGAAACUGCUGUGUCAUCUGAAGAGAACUGUGCUUGUGUCUCACGGGCUGCUGACUGCCUCUGGAUCUCACCACUCUGUGACAAAAAAACAUUAUACCAACGAAAAAAAAUCCUUUUUGUUCAAGAAUGUAGUGCUGUUGUAGUUUGCCUGAUGAUUACAGCUACUAACUGUCUUUCAUAUCCACUGUUUGAUCUUGCUGCCCUCGCUUUAUUUUGCUCUCUGCAAAAGAGAAAUUAAAGCUAGUUUGUAAUCCAAAACCAAAUGCUUUACUGUGGUUUGACACCAGAUGGUCACAGAUGUUACAUUACCGGGAAACAAAAGACAGGAAACCACUUUAAAAGCAUAUUAGUAGAGGUUGUUUGGCCAUAUUGAGUUCACACCUUUUCGUAAUUUGUUGUAAAGUGGUACAUUUCAACCCCAGUUUUAACACUUCUCUUUUUUUAUUUGUAUUAUUAUUAUUAUUAUCAAGGCUUUUCCUCACAAGUAAAUGUGCUGUGUCAGCCCUCAUUCAGGUGUGUAGAACAGGUUGCUGCUUGUGCAUAACUUAAUUUCCAGACAGUGACAGCAACUACUCGUCUGUAAAAUCAAAUUGACCCCAAACCAACAGAGUACUAUCCACAAAACAGUGGUAUGCCUGGUUAAACUCAAAUGGGUUUUUACUAAGAGCAUAGUUAUGUUUUUAGAAAGGUGAAGAAGAACUGGAAAUGUGUUCUAUGUUUCUGUCCUUUCCAUAAAAGAUGUCGGGGAGCAUUGAUCCCUGCUGGGAAAUUUUGGGUGGACUUGGAUAAUGUUUGUGAUGAAAAGAAAAGAGUCUAACACAGAAAAUAAAGUGAUCCUUGUGAAUGAA